AUGACUCAUCUUGUUCGUGUAUUCUUUUUCCUCAUCACUUUAUCUAUCUUUGCUAUCCAUGCUACGCGUGGUUCAUCAUCGACUGAAACUACUAUCGUCAAUGAUUUUAAUUACAACUCGCUACUCGCAAACGAUUUUCACGAACCUGGUCCCGAAUCCGAAGACGUUCAAUCUUAUUUUGACGCAGAUGCUAAUUCGGACGGAGCACUUGAAGGUCAACUUAAUCCUGUAGAGUUCAAACCUCAUCUCGAUCGUCUCGUAGAAACCUCUGACUUUUUCGGUUUAAACGAGGAGGGUCAUAAAAAGUACAAGGUGCUAAUGCUUUUCAAAGAAAAAGGAAUUAGCUAUAUAUUUAAGGUAAUUGUUUUCCCAUCAAAGAAAGGUGAUGAAGUGAAAGUUUAUGACGUGUAUAUAGAUCCCUUGAAAUUGAAAUGUAAAGGGAAGUAUUACAAGAUUGUGGUGGUUCCUCGGAGUAGGCCUGAAGCGUGGAAGGAAAUUAAACUGUGCAUUCCACAUAUUCAUUAA
Acaulospora morrowiae is the source of this 525-nucleotide messenger RNA. The record is from the annotation of a GenBank genome assembly. Lineage: Eukaryota; Fungi; Glomeromycota; Glomeromycetes; Diversisporales; Acaulosporaceae.